UAUAAUCUCAUCAAAAAAUUGUAGAUCUUGGUCUAGCGUAAACUAGAUUAAUUAAUCCGAUAAGCUAGCUGCAUCCAGUCUAGAUCUUACGAUCUAGUCUUAUAAUGAUAAUCAAAACUAAUAAAAUGUGCUGAAUCCUGAAUAAACUAGGGUUAGAUCACCAGAUCUAUAAGUGGAUUUAUUUCAAUGGCUCCAAAAGAGACCAGUGACUGUGUUGUUACAGUAACUAUUGAACUUGGACAUCAGGCCAACUAUUUGAAAGAACCAUCUCCAGAAGGAUUUACUCAUGACUGGACUGUAUUUGUACGGGGCUUUGAAGGCAGUAGAAUUGAGGCUUUUGUUGAAAGGGUGGUUUUCAGGCUUCAUAAGACAUUUAAACUUCCUUUGAGGACAAUAUGUGAGCCACCAUUUAAAGUGACUGAAUCGGGUUAUGCUGGAUUUUUACUGCCCAUAGAAAUCCAUUUCAAGAAUAAGCAGAGCCCAAGAAAAAUAGUAUUUUCUUAUGACUUAUUUCUCAAUGCAAAAGACAGCCCACCAAUAAAUAAUGUCCGUUAUGAGAAGCUAAAAUUUCAAAAUCCAACACCAGAAUUUAAGGCUAAGCUCUUAAAAGCUGGCGGGGUAGAGCAAGGCUCAGAGUCAGCAGCUUACAGUGUACCAGUUCCAUUGGCACAAUAUGUUAAAGUUGACCAUAAAAGGUCAAUUAAGCCACCUAAAGACAAGGAGAAAAAAAAGAAAAAGAAAUCUAGUCUCCUCAAGUCAGCAUCACCUAGCCACUCACUCUCCUCUCUCUCUUCUUUAUCACCUGAUGAUGAUGAGGAGGAGGAAGAUCACUACAAUCCACCACCUCCUCCUCCUCCUAAAAAAGAGAAAGAUCCAUCACAUAAAAAAGAAAGUUCUGCUUCAAGUAUGUCACGUCAUGACUUUGUCAAAUCACCUUUAUCAACCUCUUCACACAAGGAUAAAAGUAAGCAUCGAAGCAGCUCUUCCCUUAAAGAAAAACCUAGUACUGAUUCAGAAAGUGUUCGAAAGCCUCACAAACACAGAAGUAAAGACAAGGAGGGGGGUAAAUCAUCUCAUAAGGAGAAAGAUGGUUCUAAAAAAGAAAGAGAUUUGAGUUCCUCUAGACCUAAAGAAUCAUCAGAAUCUCGGAAAGAUAGAGAAGGCUCACAUUCUUCUACAAAGAGCUCUGCAUCUUCUUCCCUAAGUGAUAAAAAAAAUUAUCUUCUCCAAAUGUCUGGUAAAGAUAAGGAACAAAGUUCUCACAGCAAAGAAAGGGACCGAGAUAGCUCUUCACACAAAGAAAAACAUAGCUCUUCUGGCAAGGAAAAAGAGAGGAGUUCAUCUCAUAAGCAGAAACACACUUCGCACAAAGACAUUUCUAAUGUAGCAUCUUCAGAGCCUAAAAAGACAGGUGAGAGCAGUAAAACAAAGGUGCCAAAAGAAAAUAAUGUUCUUGACAAAAAGAGUCAAAAAAGACAUCAGGAAUCUCCACAAGUUGAUAUCACAGAGAAUAAGAAACUCAAAAGAAGCUUGUCAGUUGCCAGCAAUGAAGAGAAGCCACCCAAGCCCAAGUCAGAGUCAAAGAAAGAAAAAGGUAGUGCUUCUAAAGAAAGUAGAGAUAAAGAGUCUCACAAAGACAAGAAAGAUACUGAAUCAAAGAGCUCAUCAAGCAAAAGCAAACAUGAAAAGAGCAAACACUCUGACAAACAUAAACAAUCUCAAUCUUCAGAGUCUAAAAAUAGAGAAAGUUCUGAAAAAGAUUCUUCAUCUAAGCAGACUAAAUCUAGAAGUGAAAAACCAACAAAAUCUGAUAGCAUGACUAAGUCAGAGCGCCUAGCAAUGACUGCAGAUUUUCAGCCAAAAUUACUGUUGUCUCCUCUUCAAAACAGAUCCAGUGAUGAUGAAAGCCAUGAGCCUGCUACCCAUCCAGAACAAAAGAAAAUGAAAGUAUCCAAGAGUAGCUCUAGCAUCAGCAGUUUGUCUUCAUCUCAUGAAAUGGACAAAUCAGAUGAUGAAAUGGUUGAAGACCAAGAGGAAAAAGCCAAGGACAUUGUUUCUGGUCUUACAGACAGUGACAGUGAGUCAGAUGAAGACACCCCAACUUUGAAAUCUCAGCAGAAAAUGUUAAAAACUUUAUCAACAAAGUCGACUAGUCUUGUUCCAGACAAUAGUAAACCAUUACCCUCAAAAUCAGUCGCUGCUGUUGUGGCCCAUGAAAAGAGUAAAAAAGGUGAGCCAGAAAGUGUUCGUGAAGAUGGUCAUAAGAGACAUCAUAAACAUAGUAAACAACACAGAUCAGGCAAGAAAGAGGAGGAUAAAAAGUACAAGGAAAAGCUGAAUGAGCCAAAAAAUGGGCAGAUGGAAACUCAUGACAUAGAUGAAAAACCAGAGGGUAAAAAAGAUGACCAGAGUCUUGAUAUACUAGCACCCAACGGCAUACCUAUAGGAGAACUCAUAUCAAUAAAUGAGAAAAUAGAAAAAGCUCAGACGGAGUCUAACCAAGACCUUAUUGAUAAAGUUGUAGAGAUAAUCGGAAACACUGAUGAGUUUGAUAUUGAUGAAACUGCCUUAAAAUUUGAUAUCUGUAGUGUUGAAAAAGCUGUUGUACUUCAGAUACAGCUUGUUUUAAGGGGAUAUUAAUAAUAUGUGUUGUGAAAAGGUUGUUUUUAUCUUUGUGUGUCAACUGCCAUAUUUAACCCCUUACUAUGUCUUUCAUUAAAUAUUGUCAGUUGUCUGUACCUGUUAGUGAUAUAAAAUAUAUAGAUAUAUUAACAGUUUUGG
Molecule: messenger RNA, 2781 nt
Organism: Physella acuta
Lineage: Eukaryota; Metazoa; Mollusca; Gastropoda; Physidae
Product: protein AF-9
Biological process (GO): positive regulation of DNA-templated transcription
Cellular component (GO): transcription elongation factor complex
Molecular function (GO): chromatin binding
Source: RefSeq, a predicted model, not a curated record